This is a messenger RNA of Aspergillus affinis, 681 nucleotides long. Its product is annotated as DJ-1/PfpI family protein. The record is from RefSeq and is a predicted model, not a curated record. NCBI's taxonomy places the organism in Eukaryota, Fungi, Ascomycota, Eurotiomycetes, Eurotiales, Aspergillaceae. The coding region runs from base 1 to 681 and encodes 226 amino acids. The transcript has a single exon.
AUGUCCCUCUCCACCCCCAACACCGCAAAGAAGUACGUCUUCGGCAUCCCCCUCUACAACUUCCAAGUCCUCGACGUCGUCGGCCCGAUGGACCUCAUCCAUUCCUCCUCAAAACAGCUUUUCGCGGAGAUGGAAUCCGACGGUUACAUGCCCGCCGGCCUCGCCGCUCACGCCAUCGACGUCGAGUUCAUCUUCCUCGCGCCAACGCUCGACCCGGUGAAACUGCACUCGGGGAUGAUCAUCGUCCCCACUGCCACUUUCUCUACCUGUCCGCCCCUAACAUGUCUCCUUCUCGGAGGUCCGGGGCCGCAGUUCUUCAAUAAUAUCCCGGAGUCGUAUGUCUCGUUCCUCCAGGAGAGGGUAAAGGAGGUAGAGUUCCUGUUCACGACAUGCACGGGUGCUAUUGUGGCAAGUAAGGCGGGACUGUUGGAUGGAGUCAAGGCGACGACGAAUUGGGAGUUCCUUGACGUGGCGAAGAAGGAGUGUCCUACCACGGAGUGGAAGAAAGAGAGAUGGGUUGUGGAUGGCAAGGUUUGGACAUCUGGGGGUGCGUUUGCGGGAGUUGAUAUGUUCGAACAGUGGCUGCUAGAGGGCAGGAGAGGGGAGACUUUGAAGGGGUUGGCGAGGAGGGGGUUGGAUUAUUUGCCCAGGGGUCUGGAUGGGGAGUUUAUUAGGGAUUAG